AUGCAGAACGUAAAAUCAGUACCUAUUAUGAUCUACACCAAAGACGGAUGUGGCUUUUGUGCGAGAGCAAAAGAUUUGAUGAACACUGAAAAAAUCAGAUACGAGGAAUGUAAUGUGGAUCGCAUCAGAGAGAAGGAUCCUGAUAAAUAUAAGCCGCGAGUUAAUGGCCUUGUCUAUAUGACUCACCAGACUACAAUGCCGCAGGUAAGCAUAUAG
Molecule: messenger RNA, 216 nt
Organism: Strongylus vulgaris
Lineage: Eukaryota; Metazoa; Nematoda; Chromadorea; Rhabditida; Strongylidae
Source: the annotation of a GenBank genome assembly